Hyaloscypha bicolor E is the source of this 1551-nucleotide messenger RNA. Its product is annotated as MFS general substrate transporter. The transcript is spliced from 4 exons. NCBI's taxonomy places the organism in Eukaryota, Fungi, Ascomycota, Leotiomycetes, Helotiales, Hyaloscyphaceae. Bases 1 to 1551 code for a protein of 516 amino acids. The record is from RefSeq and is a predicted model, not a curated record.
AUGGCGGAAAAGGUUGAAGAGGCAGGCACUGCUCCUGUCGCGACAACUGCUCCGUUCCAUGACUCCUCCCCAGCCGCUCACGACGGACCCCAAGAACUCGUUCUCCCCGGCGGAUGGAAGUACAAGGUCCUGAACCAGAAGCACCACGUCUGGUAUGCUUCCCCAAAAUUCCAAUUGGUCAUGGUUGCAUUGGUCUGCUUCCUUUGCCCCGGAAUGUUCAACGCGCUUGGUGGUAUGGGUGGAGGUGGAAAGUCUGACGCGACACUCGCCGACAAUAUGAACACUGCACUUUACAGCACCUUCGCCGUCUUCGGUUUCUUCGGUGGAACCUUCGUCAACAAGCUCGGUGUUAAGCUUACUCUGUCCUUCGGUGGUGUCGGCUACUGCAUUUACACUAUCAGCUUACUUGCCUCCGAGCAUGCCUAUGUUGGUGGCUUCAACAUCUUCGCUGGGGCUCUUCUCGGUAUCUGUGCUGGUUUGUUGUGGACUGCCCAAGGCACUAUCAUGAUCUCCUACCCUCAUGAAAUCUCUAAGGGCCGAUACUUCGCCUGGUUCUGGGCAAUCUUUAACAUGGGCGCUGUCAUUGGCAGUCUGAUCCCGCUCGCUCAGAAUAUCCACCAGACUGAUGCCGGCACUGUUAGCGACGGUACCUACAUUGGCUUCAUUGUGCUCAUGUUCCUCGGCGCUGUCCUUGCUCUACUCCUUUGCAACGCUAAGGAUAUUAUUCGGCCAGACAACACCAAGGUCGUGUUGAUGAAGAACCCAUCUUGGCAGACCGAGUUCAAGGGCCUUUGGGAAACCUUGGAAUUUGAACCAUAUGUCAUCCUUCUCUUCCCAAUGUUCUGGUGCUCCAACUGGUUCUACACCUACCAACAAAACGCUGUUAACGCUGCCCGGUUCGACGUUCGUACUAGAGCUUUGAACGGCCUUCUCUACUACGCAGCACAGAUCAUUGGUGCAUUGAUUCUAGGCUACGCUCUUGACAUCGAGAAGUUCCGCCGCUCUGUUCGUGCCAAGGCUUGUCUCGCCAUGCUCUAUGUUGCCACCAUGGCCAUUUGGGGAGGUGGAUACGCUUACCAAAACUACACUCGCUUUGACGUUGAUCACUCUCUCAUUAAGGGCACUGAUCAGCCUGUCAAUCCCAACGCUCUCAAGCCAGUUGACUGGGCUGACUCUGGCUACGUCGGACCAAUGUUCCUGUACUUCUUCUACGGCCUCUACGACUCUCUCUGGCAAGCUUCGGUCUAUUGGUUCAUGGGCGCUCUUUCCAACUCUGGACGCCGCUCUGCCAACUACGUCGGUUUCUACAAGGGCAUUCAGUCGGCCGGCGCAGCUGUCAUGUGGUCCCGCGACUCUCACAAGAUGACCUUCAAGGCCGAGUUCAUUUCCAACUGGGUCCUACUCAUGGUAGCCCUCGUCUGUGCCACCCCUGUCAUCUUGAUGAAGAUCCACGACACCGUUCUCCUCGAAGAUGAUCUUCAGGGUACGGACGAGACUGCCGAAGACGUGAUCCUUGAUCUUCACAACAAGGAGGCUAUUGGUGGUGCUUAA